AUGACACAGACUGACAUUGGGGCAGAGGAUGAGACUGGCACUGGGGCAGAGGAAAAGAAAGACACUGGGGAACAGGAUAAGAAAGACAAUGGGGCAGAGGAAAAUAAAGACACUGGGGCAGAGGAUAAGGAUGAGACUGGGGCAGAGGAUAAGAAUGACACUGGGGCAGAGGAUAAGGAUGAGACUGGGGCUGAGGAUGAGACUGAGACUGGGGCAGAGGAUAAGGAUGAGACUGGGACUGAGACUGGGGCUGAGGAUGAGUCUGAGGCUGGGGAUGAGACUGGGGCUGAGGAUGAGACUGAGACUGGGGCUGAGGAUGAGUCUGAGACUGGGGAUGAGACUGGGGCUGAGGAUGAGUCUGAGACUGGGGCUAUGGAUGAGUCUGAGACUGGAGCUGAGGAUGAGUCUGAGACUGGGCCUGAGGAUGAGUCUGAGGCUGGGGAUGAGACUGGGGCUGAGGAUGAGACUGAGGCUGGGGCUGAGGAUGAGUCUGAGGCUGGGGAUGAGACUGGGACUGAGACUGAGACUGAGACAGGGGAUGAGACUGAGACUGACACUGGGGCAGAGGAUAACGAUGAGACUGGGGAUGAGACUGAGACUGGGGCAGAGGAUGAGACAGAGGCUGAGGAUGAUACUGGGGCUGAGGAUGAGACUGGGGCUGAGGAUGAGACUGGGGCUGGGGAUGAGAAUGGUGCUGAGGAUGAGACUGGGGCAGAGGAUGAGACUGAGACUGGGGCAGAGGAUGAGACUGAGACUGGGGCAGAGGAUGAGACAGGGGCUGAGGAUGAUACUGGGGCUGAGGAUGAGACUGGGGCUGAGGAUGAGACUGGGGCUGGGGAUGAGAAUGGGGCUGAGGAUGAGACUGGGGCAGAGGAUGAGACUGAGACUGGGUCUGAGACUGGAGCUGAGGAUGAGUCUGAGACUGGGCCUGAGGAUGAGUCUGAGGCUGGGGAUGAGACUGGGGCUGAGGAUGAGACUGAGGCUGAGGAUGAGUCUGAGGCUGGGGAUGAGGCUGAGGAUGAGACUGAGACUGGGGCAGAGGAUGAGACAGAGGCUGAGGAUGAUACUGGGGCUGAGGAUGAGACUGGGGCUGAGGAUGAGACUGGGGCUGGGGAUGAGAAUGGUGCUGAGGAUGAGACUGGGGCAGAGGAUGAGACUGAGACUGGGGCAGAGGAUGAGACUGAGACUGGGGCAGAGGAUGAGACAGGGGCUGAGGAUGAUACUGGGGCUGAGGAUGAGACUGGGGCUGAGGAUGAGACUGGGGCUGGGGAUGAGAAUGGGGCUGAGGAUGAGACUGGGGCAGAGGAUGAGACUGAGACUGGGACUGGGGCUGAGGAUGAGACUGGGUCUGAGGAUGAGACUGAGACUAGGGCUGGGGCUGAGGAUGAGACUGGUUCUGAGGAUGAGACUGGGGCUGAGGAUGACACUGAGACUGGGGCUGAGGAUGAGACUGGACUGAGGAUGAAAUUGGGGCUGAGGAUGACACUAGGGCUGAGGAUGAGACUGGUGCUGAGGAUGAGACUGGGGCUGAGGAUGAGAAUGAGGAUGAGACUGGGACUGAAGAUUAAACUGGGACUGAGGAUUAGACUGAUACUAAGGAUGAGACUGAGGCUGAGGAAGAGACUGAUAAUGAAGAGAUGA
Molecule: messenger RNA, 1641 nt
Organism: Salmo salar (Atlantic salmon)
Lineage: Eukaryota; Metazoa; Chordata; Actinopteri; Salmoniformes; Salmonidae
Source: RefSeq, a predicted model, not a curated record